GCCUUGAUCCCGCGCCCGCAACAAAGUUGAGACUUUACCGAUCUACCCUCCACCAUUGCGAACAAUCUUCAACGAUCAAGAUGGGGGCCGGCGCUCGUCUUACAAGGUCUUCCAGCACCAGGAAAGCUGCUGCCUCAAAAGUCGCCACACCAGAACCAUCCCUGCCUUUGCCCUCAAAACCCUCGAAGCGGACCACACGGUCUUUCCCAAAGGAAAUCCCAGAUUCCGAUGGCCCCGAAGACAUAGUCUCGUCCAGCUCGAUCUCGAAAGCAACCUUCCAGGGUGUUUACGUCCCCAGUCGUCGUGGCAAUGCUGCUGCUAGUCAAGGCUUCAGCCGUCCAGACUCUACUGCGCCGUCUUCCAUCGCAGAUUCGGUAGAAUCCUCAAAUUAUGAGACUCCCGGUACAAGCACAGUCCCAACACCGGACGCCAUGGAACAAGCAGGGACCAACACCAAGGUUGGGGCUACUGCGAGGCUUCUACAGUUGCAGGCUUCUCAGUUUGCAUUGAGUGGUGGCAACGGGGCUUCACGAAAACGGACAGUCACAGAUCUGGAUAUGGCUGGAAAUGAUUCUGAAGACCUGGACUUCCAGAUCGCCUCGAAACUUCAAGAGGAAGAAUACAAUAUGGUUGCAGAUUCCGAGUCCGACGAUUCUGACUCUCAGCCACUAUCAAAACGCCGUCGCACCCGAUCGGAUUUUGGUAGAGCACAAGGCCGGUUCGAAGAAGUGCUCGACUCGCAAGAGGAGACAGAUGACGAUGUUCCACUCCUUCCCAGACGCCGUCCGCGGGCCAACUUGAAGUCCAAGAUUCAAAACGCCGCCGAGAGAGGUGACCCUUUGUCUCUUUUCGAUGAUGAAGACUCUGAACUUUCGUCGCUGUUCACUGAAAGUGAGCUCUCCGACUCUGAUUCUGGCUCCUCCGCCUCAACGCCCUUUCAAGCGGCUCUGGAUCUUGCCAACAGUGCGAAUCCGCCCUCCGCACAGAAAAGCCGCCAUCACUCCAACCACUUCGCGUAUAUUUCUGAUCCCGUGGAGCGUCGUCGGUUUAGAGAACGCGCGCGACUAGAGAAAGCUCAUCCGGAGAUCAAGACGAUGUGGGAAGAAAUUAAGGCGAUCGAUCCAAUCAAGCCUGUUCCCGCUCAGCAGCCAACCGGGAUCAAUCGCAAGCUCAAACCCUUUCAAUUAGAAGGCUUAGAUUGGAUGAUCAAACAGGAGAAAUCCCAGUGGAAAGGUGGUCUACUGGGCGAUGAAAUGGGCAUGGGUAAGACUAUCCAAGCGGUGAGCUUGAUCAUGUCCGACUGGCCGGCCAAGGACCCUACGCUUGUCGUCGUUCCUCCGGUUGCAUUGAUGCAAUGGCAAGCAGAAAUCAAAGACUACACCAGUGGCAAGUUGAACGUGCUUGUCUACCACAUCUCUGCCAACCCCAAGUGCAAGCAUCUAAGUGUCAAGGAUUUGAAGAAGUACGACGUUAUCAUGGUGUCCUAUUCGGGGCUUGAAUCAAUGUUCCGCAAGGAAAACAAAGGUUGGAACCGCAACGAUGGAAUCGUCAAAGAGGACAGUGUACUCCAUGCCAUCAAGUACCACCGCAUCAUCCUUGAUGAAGCCCACAGCAUCAAGCAACGCACCACGAGUGUUUCCAAAGCAUGCUUUGCACUCAAGUCCGAUUACAAAUGGUGCUUGUCGGGAACGCCGGUGCAGAACCGAAUUGGAGAGUUCUUCUCCUUGCUCCGCUUCCUCGAGGUGGUGCCGUUUGCUUGUUAUUUCUGCAAGGCUUGCAAAUGUCGUCAGCUUCAUUGGAGUCAGGACUCGCAAAAGAUGUGCACCAGCUGCAAACAUAGUGGCUUCGAUCACGUCUCAGUCUUCAACCAAGAGAUCCUUAAUCCGAUCACUCAAAGCGAGAGCACCGAACUGCGAAAGCAGGGUCUUGACAAGCUGCGCCUGAUCACCGACCGCAUCAUGCUCCGUCGCAUGAAACGAGACCAUACAUCUUCCAUGGAACUACCGCCCAAAGAUGUCAUUAUCCACAACGAGUUCUUUGGGGAAAUUGAACGUGACUUCAGUCAGAGUAUCAUGUCCAAUUCCUCUCGGAAAUUCGACACAUAUGUUGCACAGGGUGUCAUGUUGAACAAUUACGCCAAUAUCUUUGGUCUGAUCAUGCAAAUGAGACAAGUCGCCGACCAUCCCGACUUGAUUCUGCGCAGAAAUGCCGAAGGAGGUCAGAACGUUCUCGUUUGCUGCAUCUGUGAUGAACCGGCUGAAGAGGCAAUUCGAUCACGUUGUCGUCACGAAUUCUGUCGUCAAUGUGCCAAGUCAUAUGUCCAGUCCUUUGCCGGUGAUGGCGGAGAAGCCGACUGUCCCGCUUGUCACAUUCCUUUGGUCAUCGACUGGGAUCAGCCCGAGAUCCAACAGGAUGAAGACAAUAUCAAGAAGUCUUCCAUCAUCAAUCGUAUCAAGAUGGAGGACUGGACCUCAUCGACCAAGAUCGAAAUGCUCGUCUACGAUUUGUACAAACUCCGGAGCAAGAAACAAACCCACAAAAGCAUCGUCUUCUCUCAAUUUACAUCGAUGUUGCAACUGGUGCAGUGGCGCCUGCAAAAGUCCGGGUUCAGCACCGUGCUCCUCGAUGGUAGUAUGAGCCCGGCCCAGAGGCAGAAGUCGAUUGACCAUUUCAUGAACAACGUGGAUGUCGAAGUUUUCUUGGUCUCCUUGAAGGCAGGCGGUGUGGCACUCAACCUGACUGAGGCCAGCAGAGUGUACAUUGUUGAUCCGUGGUGGAAUCCUGCUGCUGAAUGGCAGUCCGCCGAUCGAUGCCAUCGAAUCGGUCAGCGUCGUCCCUGCGUCAUCACACGUCUGGUCAUUGAAGAUUCAGUCGAGUCGAGAAUCGUCAUGCUACAAGAGAAAAAGGCCAACAUGAUCAACGGCACGGUCAAUAAUGAUCAGGUUGCUCUCGACAAGCUGACACCGGAAGAUAUGCAGUUUCUGUUCCGCGGAUCUUAGUCUUUCGCUUAUCGCUGCUGCAGCGAACUCGGGUUCACGACUCGCAAACUGUUUGAUGAAAGACUACCACUACAGCUAUGACGAGACAAGUUUAAAAAGGAUUGACUAGUCGACGGAUGAGCUCACGGUUAUGAAUUGAUGGGUGGGGGGCGUUUUUUUCUCUUUCUUUUUUAGCAGCAGCAUCAGCAUAGGUGCAUAGGUUCGGGCUUUGGGAUUUCGGGCUUGCUCUGCAUGGGACUCUGGGGUGGGUUGCGUCUGUGCUUAUUCUGCAUGUAUCAUACCGUCUGCACAUUAUCAAUAAACUGGCGUUUACAGAGGACAUACAGGAAGAGAUUUCGUCAUGGUCUAAGGGCAGGCUGCGGCUUGCGGGUCGUCGCAAAAAUCAAUUAGAUUUCAUUGAUUUGCGCUGUGUCUAGAGUGCCAAAUAGCUUGCUACAAUACCUUUGGUUAAACAGCCUUGCCGUGAGGUUAAAUUCUGUGCGCCGCACUGCAACGGUACUUUGGACAGGUAGACUUUAUUUAGCAGAGACCGACGAUGCAGACGUGUCUCAAGACAAGACUGACGAAUUCGAGGUUGAAGACUGAAGAGAUGUCGAGGUUCCAGGGCUGUUUUGACAAGAUAUGAAUAUACCAGUACUGUACAGUAGAACAUUCCAGAGAUCGGAAAUGAUAAAACUACAAAUAUGUAUGCGGGCUAUCUGUGAUUAUCAUUAUUGAUGCAGUGAUGAGUGCCGUGUGUGGGAGGUUUCGUUGUGGACGACUACUAUAUGGAGACAAAAUUUGACAAAA
Molecule: messenger RNA, 3788 nt
Organism: Exophiala dermatitidis NIH/UT8656
Lineage: Eukaryota; Fungi; Ascomycota; Eurotiomycetes; Chaetothyriales; Herpotrichiellaceae
Product: adenosinetriphosphatase
Exons: 2
Coding region: 81-2999 (972 amino acids)
Molecular function (GO): metal ion binding; ATP binding; ATP-dependent chromatin remodeler activity
Source: RefSeq, a predicted model, not a curated record